Molecule: messenger RNA, 471 nt
Organism: Triticum aestivum (bread wheat)
Lineage: Eukaryota; Viridiplantae; Streptophyta; Magnoliopsida; Poales; Poaceae
Product: glyoxylate/hydroxypyruvate/pyruvate reductase 2KGR-like
Exons: 1
Coding region: 1-363 (120 amino acids)
Cellular component (GO): cytosol
Molecular function (GO): NAD binding; hydroxypyruvate reductase [NAD(P)H] activity; glyoxylate reductase (NADPH) activity
Source: RefSeq, a predicted model, not a curated record
AUGCUCGUCGUUGCCUGCGCGCUGAACGAGGAGACGAGGCGCGUCGUGGGCAGGGAGGUGCUGGAGGCCCUGGGGAAGGGCGGCGUGCUCGUCAACGUCGGCCGAGGGGCGAACGUGGACGAGGCGGCGCUGGUGGCGGCGCUCAAGGAGGGGCGGAUCGCCGGCGCCGGCCUCGACGUCUUCGAGGACGAGCCGAAGGUGCCGGCGGAGCUCCUGUCCAUGGACAACGUGGUGCUGACCCCUCACGCGGCGGUUCUGACGCAGGAGUCCAGGUCGGACCUGCGCGCGCAGACCAUUGGCAACCUCCAGGCCUUCUUCUCCGGCCGGCCAUUGCUCACUCCCGUGCCCUGCCAUCGUGCCUAAUGUUUUCAUAGCUUGCAAAUGUUUUCAUGGCUUGCAAAUUUUCAUAACCAGAUGACAUUCGUGGAAAACGUGGCCAAAAAAACAAAAUCGAUGAUCCAAAAUGUUAUU